Aphanomyces astaci is the source of this 1957-nucleotide messenger RNA. RefSeq lists its product as hypothetical. The coding region runs from base 56 to 1879 and encodes 607 amino acids. Gene Ontology annotation, molecular function: microtubule motor activity; ATP binding; microtubule binding. Gene Ontology annotation, biological process: microtubule-based movement; mitotic spindle organization. The transcript has 6 exons. NCBI's taxonomy places the organism in Eukaryota, Oomycota, Saprolegniomycetes, Saprolegniales, Verrucalvaceae. The record is from RefSeq and is a predicted model, not a curated record.
GCACCAGACAACACACAACGUCCAGAUCGAUCGAUCGUAGCCCAUCCAUUUACACAUGAACUUUCAAGCAAUCCCCAAGGCGAACUUGGUAUGCCCGACGACUUCCAUCAAGCACAGCCGAUGGCUGUCGUCGCCCAACCUCAGCAUCUUGCCCCCGUCUUCUCUUCAUGACAACUAUCCCCUCCAACUCGACACCCCUGCCACAGAUGACGAUAACGACGACAACGACAGCGUGCUCUCGGAUCCUCCUACCACUGCCGACAACAUCCGCGCUCUGGUGCGCAUCAAACCGUCUUCGGUCGGGUCGACGGAGCGGACCUGCCUGUCCGUCGACGGCGCGUCGGUGUCGCUCACCCCGCCCAUUGCGUCCCGCGCAGUGUUUGACAAGAAGACAUUCUCCCUGGACGGCAUCCUGCUGGAAUCGACGUCGCAAGAAGAGGUGUUCCAAGCCGUGGCGGUGCCGUUGGUCGCCAAUGUGCUAGAAGGGUACAACGGCACGAUCUUUGCGUACGGCCAAACCGGGUCGGGGAAGACUUACACCAUGCAGGGGGACCUCGCUGGCGAGCAACACCGCGGGGUGAUUCCUCGGACGAUGGACCACUUGUUUCGACACUUGACCGACCAAAAGACUAUCUUUACGUGCACGUGUUCGUAUUUGGAGAUUUACAACGAGAAGAUCUUUGAUUUAUUGGACGAAAGCAUGACGUCCGAGGCAAAGUUGCUUCGGGAAGACGCCGUGUCUGGCAUUUUCGUGCAGGAUUUACUGGAUAUUCAAGUCCACACCCCCAGCGACGCGCUCGACCUGCUCACUCGGGGCACCAACAACCGGACGGUGGGCGCCACAGCCAUGAACCGCGAAAGCUCCCGGUCACACUCGGUGUUUAUGGUCAAACUCGUGCAAAAGCUCAAGGACGACAGUGGGUUGGACAUUGUGCGCAAGUCGACUUUGCAUUUGGUCGACCUGGCCGGAUCCGAAAAGCAAAGUGCCACUGGCGCCACGGGUACCCGCCUCAAAGAAGCCAGUCAAAUCAACAAGUCGCUGUCUGCCCUGAGCAAUGUCAUCACCGGACUCGUGGAUGUGUCCAAGGGCCUCAAGCGCCACAUUCACUACCGAGACUCAAAGCUCACGUUUCUCCUGCGCGAUGCCUUGGGCGGAAACUCCAAGACGACCGUCGUCGCCACCGUGUCGGCGCACGACAAGUGGUUCCACGAAACCAUGUCAACGCUCCAGUUUGUCCAGCGGGUCAAGUGCAUCAAGAAUAACGCGAAAAAGUACGAGGACGACAGCGCCGUGAUUGCCCGGCUGGAGAUGCAGGUGCGGGAGCUGCAGCGCCGGGUUGACGACAGCGCCGUUCCCCGGGUAGAAGACAUGCAGGCAAUGCAGCAAAAGGCCGACGAACUCUCGGCCAUGAAAGUUAAUAAUGAAAAGCUCGAGCUGGUCGUGACCCUCUUAAACGGCAAGGUCACGACGACGCAGGAAGAACUGCAUGCUACGCAACAAAAACUCAACGACGUCGAGCUGGCGCUGUCCCAGUCCAAGGCUGAGUGCGAGAGCUUAUUGGUGAAACAAACGUUGCUGGAAUGCAAACUGACUGGUCAAGGGCGCAACGACGACGUGAUCGCCCCCAUGGAAACGGUGGAAGGCACGACCGAAGCUCAGACGAUCAAGUCGCUCCAGGAUAUUGUCGCAGAGUUGCAUUCGCAGCUCAUUGCCGCCGAAAAUGCGCGCGGGUUGGCAGAAAAACGGCUCAAGGAUGCGACCAACCAGAAGAAGGAUUUCUCGCUCUUCAAGGGCAUCUUACGUCGGCGGAGUUCUGGUGGCGGUCGGAAGUGGUGGCAGCGGUGGAAGAAACCGCUCAGUGACGCCUCCAACCCGUAACUUGAAUAUUCACCCCGUUUACGUAAUAUAGAGUGUGACUCGCGACCGUUACAAUAUUGUCGGUUUCACGUAUGUGGC